AUGUGCAACGUGAUGCACGCGCGCCUGCGGCUCGCAGCCGUGGGCGCGACGCUGCAGCCCGGCCGCGGCGGCGGGCGCGGCUCAAACGUGCGGCGCACGCGCGUCGGCAGCCGCGGCAACAGCGGCGGCGACGGCGAUUGGCAGCCGGAGGUGCUCAGCGUGCUGGCACAGGCCGCGACCUAUUGCUGGGGCGCCGUGCUGCUGGGCGUGUGUGUAUCCAACAUCUUGAGAGGGCUGGCGACCUCUGCCGAGCUCAGGGAACUCAACUGGGAGCUCAAGCGGGACCUGCAGGAGGUCACAAGAGAGCUCAACCAGCUCAAAUGGGACCUCAAGUCAGACGUGCGAGACCUCAAGUAUGAGCUCAAGUCGGACGUGCGGGAGCUCAAGUACGAGCUCAAGUCAGACGUGCGGGACCUCAAGUGGGGACUCAAGUAA
This is a messenger RNA of Monoraphidium neglectum, 435 nucleotides long. RefSeq lists its product as hypothetical. The record is from RefSeq and is a predicted model, not a curated record. Lineage: Eukaryota; Viridiplantae; Chlorophyta; Chlorophyceae; Sphaeropleales; Selenastraceae. Bases 1 to 435 code for a protein of 144 amino acids. The transcript is spliced from 3 exons.